UAUCUUGAUAAUUCUUAGCUUUAAUAGUAGAGGUUGUUAUAGGAGAGCGGGUGAGUAUUUAAUGACCAGAGGGAUUGAUUUAUCCUUUAUUGUUCAGCCUUUAUGAUCACGUGCGUCUUGCUACCCAAUGGCAUGGCAGCCUGUCUCCCCAUUACUAGCCCACUGUAGUUCUCUGUGGGGCCGAGUUGCUACUUGAUUUCUCCACAUUGUUAUUUUGUGAGGCUGGGUUUACUGCGUGUGUGUGUGUGUGUGUGGUAUGUGUGCGCGUUUUACUUUUGCAUGUAUCUGUUGUAUGGCUGCGUACAUGUGAACGUCUAAUUUUCCUGCCAUGUCGACAUCCGGAACACUGACUAGUUACUACGUUGAUUCCCUCAUUCUGCCCGAGAGCGAGGAGCUCUCUGUGCCGAGAUACCCCUCCGGUCCUGGGCUCCAGCACCCCAGACAGCCCGCCUCCAUUAGCGACCACAGCGAGCAUGGGACCUGUGCAUUUCCGUCCAAACCUCCGGUAUUCGGGCCAUCAUGGAGCCACGUCCCUGCUCAGUUCCCAGGCACCGUAUCGUCUAUGUAUCAUCACCACUAUCCCCAAGGCUCGGUCGGGGCAGAUACAGAUGGCCGCUACCAGUCGUGGCUGCUGGAGCCUAUGUCCGGUUCCCUGCCCAUGGCCGGAUUACCGACGACCCAUCAUUACGGAAUCAAACCGGAGAGUCUGGGGACGCGAGCUGACGGCGCUCUGCCCAGCUCCCACACGGCGUUACUACUCUCUGAUUACGCCAACGGAACAGUAGCGACGGCAUCACCGGUGGAAAAGGACGCACUGUCCAGCCAGGCAGGGGACACGAGCGGGGAAGGUGAAGAGAAACCGGGCCUUGAUCCAAAUAACCCAGUGUCCAACUGGCUCCACGCGAGUGCCACGAGAAAAAAACGCUGUCCGUACACCAAACACCAGAUCCUGGAGCUGGAGAAAGAGUUCCUCUUUAACACCUACCUGACCAGGGACCGUAGGUACGAGGUGGCGAGGCUGUUAAACCUCACCGAGAGACAGGUUAAAAUCUGGUUCCAGAACCGCAGGAUGAAGAUGAAGAAAUUUAAUAAAGACGGCGCACCGAAAGAGAGUGACUGAACCGUACAGUAUUUAGGCUGUUAGCGAGCUUUGUGUGUGGAAGCUCUUAACUCUGCUGGACCUUGUUUUUAAACGUCUUUGUCUUAUUGUUCCAUAUAAAAAAAAGUUAUAAAAGCUAUUAGGCUUAUUUGUCUUGUAAAAAAAAAAAGCAUGUUGGGCUUCAGUUUGAUGCGACUACCUUUAUAUUGCACAAUUUUAACGGUGCCCACUCGUUUUGUAUUUGUUAUUUUCUUAUGUUGAUUUUAAUUAAUACCUCGUUAAAGUGUAUCAGUUGGCCUGGUCCCUGUGCUUGUUAGUGUAUUGAUGUUUCUAGCUGUGCGUGUUCUGGUUUGUAGUUAUAUUUGUUAUCUAUCUCAGAGUCACCUGAACGUAUAGUUUGUAAAAUGUAUUAUUUUUUAUUGUUGUUUAUCCCUUACUGCUUAGAACUAUGACUGAUGACCGUGAGUUUGA
Messenger RNA from Perca fluviatilis (European perch), 1570 nucleotides. RefSeq names its product homeobox A9a (gene hoxa9a). The record is from RefSeq and is a predicted model, not a curated record. NCBI's taxonomy places the organism in Eukaryota, Metazoa, Chordata, Actinopteri, Perciformes, Percidae. Gene Ontology annotation, cellular component: nucleus. Gene Ontology annotation, biological process: regulation of transcription by RNA polymerase II; embryonic skeletal system morphogenesis; DNA-templated transcription. Bases 329 to 1120 code for a protein of 263 amino acids. Gene Ontology annotation, molecular function: RNA polymerase II cis-regulatory region sequence-specific DNA binding; DNA-binding transcription factor activity, RNA polymerase II-specific. The transcript has 2 exons.